Molecule: messenger RNA, 375 nt
Organism: Peronospora belbahrii
Lineage: Eukaryota; Oomycota; Peronosporomycetes; Peronosporales; Peronosporaceae
Source: the annotation of a GenBank genome assembly
AUGGAGGUUAAAGCGAUUAGUGUCAAGGAUUUAUCCUUAGAAAACAUUUAUGAGUUAGUAUAUCAGCUAAAACAAUGCAAUGAGAGUGAUCCAGCAGAGACAAGACGUCUUCUUCAAGAUCAUCCGGAACUGGCUCGUGCUGUUGCUCAGGCACAACUUCGUCUUGGUAUGGUUGAAGAGCGUACGGCAUCGGGACUUGCGCCUGCUAAUGCCAUUGGUGUAUCAAAUGAUCUAAUGGAAAAAUUGGACCAAGAGCAGCAGGAGCUGCUGGAACAAGUGCAGAAUUUAGCACCUGAGAUCAUCCAGUCUUUACCACCUGAGGAGCGACGACAAAUUAUGGAGCUGCGUGAGGCGAUGGGGCUUCCACCUCUAUAA